Trichogramma pretiosum is the source of this 2747-nucleotide messenger RNA. It is a transcript of the gene Fatp3, whose product is annotated as long-chain fatty acid transport protein 4-like. Gene Ontology annotation, molecular function: long-chain fatty acid transmembrane transporter activity; long-chain fatty acid-CoA ligase activity. NCBI's taxonomy places the organism in Eukaryota, Metazoa, Arthropoda, Insecta, Hymenoptera, Trichogrammatidae. The record is from RefSeq and is a predicted model, not a curated record. Gene Ontology annotation, biological process: triglyceride homeostasis. The coding region runs from base 587 to 2485 and encodes 632 amino acids. The transcript is spliced from 12 exons. Gene Ontology annotation, cellular component: endoplasmic reticulum.
UUGUUCACGCACAGUAAUAUUUCUUAAUGGAGAUGUAAAACAAAACAGUGUCGGAGAAGCGACUAGUCAGAGGCAUCAAGCAUAAACUUGCAUCGGGAAUCGUUGCAAAGGUUUGCUGCCGUAGCAUUGAGUCAACGGAAUAAGACAGACUCGAACCGGAGACGUGCGACAGUCGUAUUCCGCGCCCAUACGAUACUCGACCCGAAGCUAGCGAGCAUAGCGGUAUCACGUCGUACUCCAGCGUUUCUAUAUCGCGAUAAAUAGCCACAUGUUUCACCGUCCAUUGAAGCAUUGGUUCAGUCGCCACUGCCGUCGCGCACAAUUGCCACGGUAUAUAAGGUCCACAAAUGCCAGCGAGCAAUCAUCGAAGCGAGUGCAGCACGGCCGCAGUUCGUAUACUUGCCAGUGCUCCGAAAGAAUAAUGCGCGUCGCGCUUGAGGGGAGCAUUCGCUUUGUCUCGUCCGGCAGCUAUCUCGUCCGCAGUGUUGCUGGAAAUUUUCAGUCGCAGCAGCCACGAGAGACUUAGAUGGCCACAGCAGAGUUACCUCGCUCGAGUGUCUAAGUGUAUGAACGCGUGCGAUUCAUCAUGAGCGAGAUGACGCUACUUCAACCGAUUCUGGCCUCCAUCGCGGCGCUACUCCUCGUCACAGCUCUGUUACUCUCGGAAAAAAUACGCAAGAUCAUUUUCAUUUUGUACAAGACCUUGCCCAGGGAUAUUUUAGGAGCCUUUCGAUUUUUAAAAGUUAAUACUCUUCUGUGGUGGUGGGAAACAAGAAAUUUGACAGUGGCAAGAAUCUUUUCUAAACUAGUCCAAUCUCACCCGGAAAAAAUUGCAUAUAUUUUUGAAGAUAAAAAAUGGACGUACCGAGAGCUAGACGAAUUCAGUAAUCGAAUCGGACGGUACUUUCAAUCACAAACCCUUGCAAAAGGUGAUAGUGUUGCUCUAAUAAUGGAAAACAGAGUAGAGUAUGUCGGCACUUGGCUAGGUUUGAGUAAGGCUGGCUUUGUAACUGCACUCGUAAACAUAAACUUGCGAGGUGACGUGCUUGUUCAUAGUAUAAAUGUUGCUGAUUGUAAAGCCAUCAUUUUCAGUGGCGAAUACGCUGAAGCCAUUGCAGAAAUCAAAAACAGAAUUCCAGAGUUGACCUUAUAUCAAUGGUCGGAACAUAUCGAUACAAGACUAUUGGAAGGAGCGGCUGAUCUCAGUUGUGGCUUGAAUAAAUUUGAACCACAACCACUUUAUGCCGAUAUGGCUCUUAGUCGUCCGAGAGAUAAACUCAUUUACAUUUACACAUCUGGAACUACGGGAAUGCCUAAAGCGGCUGUUAUCAAUAAUUUAAGGUAUAUGCUCAUGACAUGCGGAGUAUACUCCAUGUUGGGUCUUCAAUCAUCCGAUCGUAUUUAUGACUCUUUACCACUUUACCAUACAGCUGGUGGUAUAGUGGGAGCUGGACAGGCUCUUUUGCGUGGAGUUACAGUUGUUCUUCGCAGACGCUUUAGUGCUUCCAAUUUUUGGCCAGAUUGCCUAAAGUACGAAUGCACGGUGGCCCAAUAUAUAGGUGAAAUAUGCCGUUAUCUUCUUGCUGUACCUCUAAAUCCGGCAGACAAUUCUCACAAAGUGAGGCUUAUGUAUGGAAACGGGUUGAGACCUCAAAUAUGGAAGCCAUUUGUAGAAAGAUUCAAAGUUAAACAAAUAGGCGAGUUUUACGGAGCUACUGAAGGCAACUCUAAUCUAGUAAACAUCGAUAAUAUGAUUGGCGCAGUUGGCUUUGUGCCACGUUAUGCAGGAUCCUUAUAUCCUGUAGCUCUUCUUAAAGUCAACGAAGUAACAGGGGAGCCGAUUCGAGGCCCUGAUGGUUUAUGCAUUAUCUGCGAACCAGGUGAGCCAGGCGUUUUCGUUGGCAAAAUUAACCCCAAAAAAGCUGUGAACGAUUUUAGUGGCUACAUCGAUAAAAAGGCCUCGGAAAAAAAAAUCAUUCGUGAUGUUUUUAAAAAAGGCGAUAAAGUUUUUAAUUCAGGAGAUAUACUAGUGAUGGAUGAAUAUGGAUAUUUUUAUUUCAAAGACAGAACGGGUGAUACAUUCAGAUGGAGAGGAGAAAACGUAGCUACUUCAGAAGUAGAAGCUGUUAUUAGCAAUGUAAUAGGCUUAAAAGAUGCAGUUGUUUAUGGUGUUGAGGUACCUGGAAAUGAAGGUAAGGCUGGUAUGGCAGCCAUUUAUGAUCCUGAUGAAAGUGUUAAUUUGCAAAAUUUAGCCGAUGGUGUAAAAAAAGCUUUACCAACAUACGCAAGACCAUUAUUUGUCAGAGUCCUUGCUAGUCUUCCCAUGACAGGAACUUUCAAACUAAAGAAAAAAGAUUUACAAGACGAAGGAAUCAACAUUCAUAAGAUCAAGGACCCAGUGUAUAUUUUAGAAAAAACAGGAAAAUAUAAAAGAGUAACUGAAGAUGUAUAUAGAGAUAUACUUGAGGAAAAAAUUCGUUUAUAAUUGAUGUAAUAUACUUUUUACAAUUAAUCUAUAUUUUUUUAAUAGUCUGACAAAGCAAAGCCAUUUUACGAAAAAACUAUGAUUAAAUCAACAAUCAGCGAUAUUUUCGUAUUGUCUGAAUAAUGUAUAAAUAAUAAAGUAAUUUUAUGUAAAUUUAAUGGCAUGAAAGUUGAGGUAAUAUUGUAAAUGAGGGAUGUUAUUAAAUUGUUACUUGGUAUGGUGCCUUUUUCCUUCUUGGAAUAAUAAAUUUAUCAUAAUGGUU